This is a messenger RNA of Plectropomus leopardus (leopard coralgrouper), 4077 nucleotides long. It is a transcript of the gene canx, whose product is annotated as calnexin. Gene Ontology annotation, cellular component: endoplasmic reticulum; endoplasmic reticulum membrane. Lineage: Eukaryota; Metazoa; Chordata; Actinopteri; Perciformes; Serranidae. Gene Ontology annotation, biological process: ERAD pathway; protein folding. The record is from RefSeq and is a predicted model, not a curated record. Gene Ontology annotation, molecular function: calcium ion binding.
UUACGCUCCCAAUAUCCCAUGUGACGCUCCUCAGUAGUUCCCAGGCGGUCACAUCCGAGAGCCGGAGACUAUGGAUCAGAAGGUCGGGUUGUUCGUUCUUCUGGCAGCGGCGGGCCCCCUCUGCCUCAGUCUGGCCCCCGUGUCUCGGGCCGAGGACUUGGUGGAGGACGGUCUAGGCGAUGACAUGGACGUGGAGGACGAGCUGGAUCUGGGUUUGGCCGGAGCUGAGGAGGAGGAGGAGGAGCUGGAGCUGGACGGAGACAUGCAGGAUGAAGCUCCAGCUGCACCUAAAACUCCACCCACACCGAAGGUGACCUACAAGGCUCCAGAGCCGAUGGGGGAACAUUUCUUCGCUGAGUCUUUUGACCGGGGGACACUUGACGGGUGGGUGAUGUCCAGCGCCAAGAAGGACGAUGCUGAUGAAGACAUCGCAAAGUAUGAUGGUAAAUGGGCGGUGGAGGAGAUGAAGGACAGUAAGCUGCCCGGUGAUCAAGGUCUGGUCCUGAAGUCUCGAGCCAAACAUCACGCCAUCUCCGCCCAGCUGCUGCGACCUUUCAUCUUCGACAACAAGCCGCUCAUCAUCCAGUACGAGGUGAACUUCCAGGCGGGUAUCGACUGCGGCGGCGCCUACGUCAAGCUGCUGACUCAGACUCCAGAACUCGACCUGGACCACUUUGUGGAUAAGACUCCGUACACCAUCAUGUUCGGACCCGACAAAUGUGGCGAGGAUUACAAACUGCACUUCAUCUUCAGACACAAAAACCCCAAAACUGGAGAGUACGAGGAGAAACACGCCAAGAAACCCGACGCUGACCUGAGGACGUACUACACCGACAAGAAGACUCACCUGUACACACUGGUGGUGAACCCCGACAACAGCUUCGAGGUGCUGGUGGAUCAGACGGUGGUGAACAGCGGCAGCCUGCUGACAGACGUGACCCCCCCUGUGAACCCCCCCGCUGAGAUCGAAGACCCAGACGACCAGAAACCAGAGGACUGGGACGAGAGGCCCAAGAUCCAGGACCCCACCGCCACCAAGCCCGAGGACUGGGACGAGGACGCUCCUGCUCAGAUUGCUGAUGAAGACGCAGUGAAACCAGACGGCUGGCUGGACGACGAGCCUGAGUACAUCGGAGACCCCGAUGCCGUCAAACCCGAAGACUGGGACGAGGACAUGGACGGAGAGUGGGAGGCGCCUCAGAUCCCUAACCCCGCCUGUGAGACCGCCCCCGGCUGCGGCGCCUGGAAACGACCAAUGAUCGACAACCCCAACUACAAGGGCAAGUGGAAGCCCCCCAUGAUUGAUAACCCCAACUACCAGGGCGUUUGGAAACCGAGGAAGAUCCCCAACCCGGCGUUCUUUGAGGACCUGCAGCCGUUCAAGAUGAGUCCGUUCAGCGCCGUGGGACUCGAGCUCUGGUCUAUGACCUCCGACAUCUUCUUCGACAACUUCUUCAUCACCAACGACCGCAACACCGCUGAGCGCUGGGCCACCGACGGCUGGGGGCUGAAGAAGGCUGCAGAGGGCGCCGCUGAGCCCGGUCUGGCAACUCAGAUGAUGAACGCUGCAGAGGAGCGCCCCUGGCUCUGGGUCGUCUACGUGCUCACCGUGGCUCUACCGGUCGUUCUCAUCAUCGUCUUCUGCUGCACCGGAAAGAAGAAGAGCACAGCGACGCCGGCCGCAGAGUACAAGAAGACGGACGAAGCUCAGCCCGACGUGAAGGAGGAGGAAGAGGAGGAGGAGGAGGGAGAGGAAGAGGAGAAGGCUGAAGAGGCAGAGAAGAGCAGGCCAGCUGCAGAAGAGAAGAGUGACGAAGAGGAAAAUCCUGCAGAGAAAGAGGAAGAGGAAGCAGAGGAGGAGGAGGAAGAGAAGGAGGCGACAGCUGAGGAGAAGUUGGAGGACGACGUUCUGCGAAGAUCUCCCAGGAACAGGAAGGUCAGAAAGGACUGAUAUCUCUGAAUCCACAGCCCUGACCUCAAAACCUCCUCCCAUCUCCCCCUGCCCUAAAAUAUCUCCCCCACUUCCUCCUACUCCUCUUCUUCUACUUCUCCUCUGCUCCGAGGCUACGAAGCCUAAAAAGGAACCGUGGAAGCAGCGAAGCCGACAGGAAAGUAAUCGAGACCUCCGAUGCGGACGCCUGCUCAUGAUGAUGAUUCCAGUGUGAACAGGACUGAGUUAGCGAGAUUUAAAGGAAUUUUUUUGUUCUGAAAGAGAUUAACUGAGAUUAACUACAACUUCCUGCAUCAUUCCUUAACAACACCUGAGCAAACCCACGGGACCGUCCCGUCCGCCGCACCGCCACCCGCUCACCGCCCAGCGCCAUCCUGAGCUACCCAGCCCCACCCUGCACAACAGCAUGCUAAUUAGCUCUGAGCUACCUGCUAGUAAGUCUUUUGACAGAUGGAAAUUUGGCUAUAAACACCUGCUAGUUAGCCCGCAAUCUGAGUUUUUCUGCUUUGGCUAACAAAAGUCUGCUAAUUAGCCACUUUGAGGGUGCUAAUUGAGCUAACAAUGGUCCGAAAUUAUCCAACCAAUGCCAAUUAAACCAACAUCCAACAGUUUUGCCAAUUAGCUCACCAACAGGCUGCUCUCAGCAACUUUGUAAUAAGUCUCCAGACAAAAUUUGCCAUCAACACACAGUCAUUAGCCCACAGUCUGAGGUAACCUAGCGUGAUCCUGCUUUCCUCUAUCAACAGACUGCAAAUUAGCCUAAAAAGUUAGCCACAAGCUUUUGGGGACCGUCCUUAUCUGCCAAAAGUCUUGUUAAAUAGCCAUUAGCUGAGUAUCAGGCUGCUUAUUUGGCUAACAGGACUCCAAAUUAUCCAACAAACAGUCGGAGAAUUCAUCAGGCAACACUUUUCGAAUUAGCUGGCUAUCAGUUAGCUAGUUAGGCUAACAUUAGCUCGAAGUAUUCAGCAGCCAGAGGUCUGCUAGUUGGCUCACUAUAAGGGGGCUAAUUGGGCUAAAAGUGGCCUGAAUUAUCCAAUAAUUAGAAUUUGCCAAUCAGAAAUUACGAGUUAGCUCAACAACAGUCUGCUCAGUAGCUCACUGUCAAGUUGCUAAUAUUUGUCCACAUUAACAAACAGUUGGAGAAUUCACCUACAGUCUGCUAAUUAGCUCAAUCUCAGGCUGCUGAUUGGGCUAACAUUGAUCCGAAUUAACCAACAAAUAUUAAAAUAAAUCGCCAACUAAAAGUCUUGCCAACUCGCUAAACAGGCUGAUAAUUACUCGACUUUUGAUAACUACUAGCUUGUAAGCAAAAUUUACCAGCUAACGGUUGAUUUACUAGCCUCUGUGGGAGAUUUAUUACCCCACAAAUUCAGAGAAUAAACCCAGAAAAAGUGUUGCUAAUUAGCCUCCCAGCCUGCUAAUUAGCUCAUGAGCAACUUGGUGGUAAUCUGGCUACUUGUACUACAAUUUUAAGUCGUCUGAGCUAAUUAGCAUCAACAACAGGCUGCUAACAAGCCUGCAGAUGCUGUAAUCUACUUACCAACAAUUAGCUAAUUAGCCUGCUAAGAAGCAAUUUCAUCUACUAACAGUUGGCGCCUAAAUUUUACAAAUUAGCUAGCUAGCAUCCUAAAGUGGUUAGCCACUAUGAUAAUAUUUAAAACUAAGCUGAUGUGUUUUUUUUUUUGUCAUGUCUCAUUUUCUUGUUAUUUGUGUUUUCUUUGAACGCUGUUAGCUCCACACAUGGCGCUCAUGUUUCCUCUGUAUUUCUGCUGUUUUAUCGUCCUGACGGCAGUGACGGGGGGAAAGGUCAGAGGUCAGAUAAGCUGGAGAGAAAUCGUUAAAUUUAACUGUAAGUGUCAGUUGCAGGUGUGCGAACUCGUCAGAUCGUAGCAGCAGAUAAGCUUCUGAUAACGACCACCUCUCGUAUUUUUGACGACACAUGGAAACUUCAUAAAUCCAGCUAUUGUCUUGGUGUUUUUGAAGCAGGACACUUUGGAGAUAUGAGGUUUCACCCUCUCAUAGUCCAUUAUUAAUGUACAUUUUUACUCCAUGUGCGUUCAACGGCUCCUCUUCAUUUUUCAUCCAAACAAACACGACAGCAGCUCGUUAAACUCUCCAAAUGAAGU